Corylus avellana is the source of this 804-nucleotide messenger RNA. Its product is annotated as Rab5-interacting family protein. The record is from RefSeq and is a predicted model, not a curated record. Gene Ontology annotation, biological process: mitochondrial respirasome assembly. Lineage: Eukaryota; Viridiplantae; Streptophyta; Magnoliopsida; Fagales; Betulaceae.
GCAUUUCUCAUAUUAUUAUUAUUUUUUUUUCAAUUAAUUAAUAAUUCCCACAGUGUUUUCUCUCUCUCUCUCUCUCCGCCAAAUCCAAAACCCUAACGUGCUCUGCUCCUUACUAACGCCGUACUCAGCAGCAAAAGCUACAAAGACAGUGAUUUUCCUCAUAAUCCGUGUCAAAGCCUUUUGAGUGUUGAGAUUUUAACUUUUUUCUCACUCUUUUCUUUGAAUAUUGUUCCAAUUGAUUUGUCGGAAUGAAAGAAGGGAAAUCGGUGAAGUUCAAUCUUCAGCAGCAACACCAGAACGGUCACUUGUCUCCGUUCAAAUUGGCGAAGUUGUUGGAUCCGGAGGCCUCCUGGGACAAGGAUCAAUUGGGAGAUGUGUUGCACUGGAUUCGGCAAGUGGUGGCCCUUGUAUGUGGGUUGCUAUGGGGUGCUAUACCUUUGGUCGGGGGUAUAUGGCUGGUCGUAUUCCUUUUGAUAUCCUCUGGGAUUAUCUAUGGUUAUUAUGCGAUGAUACUAAAGAUUGAUGAAGAAGAUUUUGGUGGUCAUGGAGCUCUCCUCCAGGAGGGACUUUUUGCUUCCAUAACACUUUUUCUGCUUGCGUGGAUUCUUGUAUACAGCUUGGGACACUUCUGAUUGGCUAGCUACUACCGAUUCAGCUACCAUCUAUAUGUUGAUGUAUGAACAGUCUGACUUGAUUACGUAACUCACUGUUGCUUGUGUCCUGAAAAUUCUUUUAAGAAAAUUUAUUACUGACAUUUUUAUUUACUUUCUACUAUGGAUGGCAAUAUUUUAGUUUUGCUUUAUA